AUGAAUGGUGAAGAUGAAUAUUAUUUCUGCUCUAAGACUGUGAUCAAGGGUAGUUUAUCAGCUCGAAACGCGGCUGCUUGGAAAGGGGUAUUUCAAGAUCACUGGCACGUUAAGCGUAGAGUGGGUUCUGCGUUAAAUGAUCGGGAAAGAGCUCAAACUGUGGUACAAAGAACUCAUCAGCCUGCACUGUUGGUGCCAUGGUCACGUCCACCAGAGGGGACCUUGAAGAUUAAUGUGGAUGGUGCUUGUUUCUCAACUGAUUAUGUAGGUGUUGGUUGUGUGAUUCGUGAUUGCAAUGGUGCUUUUAUUGGUGCUCUCCAAAACCAAAAAUCUUUCAGCGGUGCUCUUGAACCAAGAUUUGUGGAAUUGUUGGCUAUUCAUGAGGCUUUAUCUUGGAUCAAAAGAGAAGGCUGGCAUCUAGUUACAGUGGAAUCGGAUGCUCUUGACUGUGUACGUGCAGUCCUGGAUUCGAAUUAUGUUGAUGAUUUUAAUUUUGGUUUGUUUGUUUUUGAUUGUAAAUCUCUGCUUAGUGAGCUUAGAGAUGUCAAUCUUUCUUAUGUUCGUAGAUCUGCUAAUGAUACAGCUCAUAGGUUGGCUAGAGCUUGUUUCAUGGAAACGGAUCCUGUGGUUUGGGUUGUCUCCCCUCCACCUUGUAUUUCGGAUUCUUUUUUGAUGAAUUAA
This is a messenger RNA of Jatropha curcas, 681 nucleotides long. The record is from RefSeq and is a predicted model, not a curated record. Lineage: Eukaryota; Viridiplantae; Streptophyta; Magnoliopsida; Malpighiales; Euphorbiaceae.